Electrophorus electricus (electric eel) is the source of this 1307-nucleotide messenger RNA. It is a transcript of the gene vwc2l, whose product is annotated as von Willebrand factor C domain containing 2 like. The record is from RefSeq and is a predicted model, not a curated record. Gene Ontology annotation, biological process: negative regulation of BMP signaling pathway. NCBI's taxonomy places the organism in Eukaryota, Metazoa, Chordata, Actinopteri, Gymnotiformes, Gymnotidae. Gene Ontology annotation, molecular function: protein binding. Gene Ontology annotation, cellular component: AMPA glutamate receptor complex.
UCCGUCGUGCUUAAUUUACAGACACGAAGCGGAGAGAUGAAACGCUCCAGUGUUCGGAUUUGAUCCGCUCUUCCUUCUUCCCGCACCAUAGUCCGUAACACCCUAACUUAUUAGUGCCGUGUCUGACGUUGCUCUUUUCUCUCCUUUGACUGAGCACGGAAGUGUGUGCAACGCCGAACAUCUUCAGUGCAUUUAAACUUAUUCUCGCAAAAGGGGAAACGUAAUGACUUUGAAUCCGCUGUCGCCUAAUUUUGUAGUUUAUGUGUUCGGAAUCUUUACUCUCAGUUCUCAGAUUGUUGGGCAUGAGACCUAAUGGCGUUUCUCAUACACCUGCAGUAUUUGGAACUUGACUGAAAUUCCAGUCAACCCCGCGGAUGACUAGGUAAUCAGGCAACACCAGGAGGAAGUAUAAUUUUUUUACACCUAUUUUGGAUCUUUUCCGUUUUUGCACACAGCAUCACGAGCGGUCACUUAACUCCGAUGACCGGGAAAGGAUAAGUAUGUUCACGUAUAAUAUAUUUCUGGAUAUCUCAUCGCCCAAGUCAGUUUCAAAACCCUGGGGGGUGCUUUGGGCUCUCUCGCUUCCGAUUCCAACAAAGUGGAACCCGACAUUUCAACGCGGACUGCCGCGGCGAAGGAUGGGCCCCCUCUUCCCAGCGACUUGCGUCGUACUGCUCGCCCUCAACGCCGCUGUUUCACCAGCCUCCGUCAGUCCCGAGGACUACCCCGCGGACGAGGCCGAGCGAACGGCCAGCAAUGACAUCAUUUUUGACGACUAUCGGGGCAAAGGCUGUGUGGAUGACACGGGCUUCGUCUACAAACUCGGGGAACGCUUUUUCCCGGGCCACUCGAACUGCCCGUGUGUCUGCACAGAGGACGGCCCGGUGUGCGAUCAACCCGAAUGUCCAAAAAUCCACCCGAAGUGCGCAAAGGUGGAGCACAAUGGCUGUUGCCCAGAAUGCAAAGAGGUCAAGAACUUUUGUGAAUACAGAGGAAAGACGUACAAGAUCUUGGAGGAAUUCAAGCCCUCACCCUGCGAGUGGUGCCGCUGUGAGCCGAGCAGCGAGGUGCACUGCGUGGUGGCUGACUGCGCAGUCCCCGAGUGCGUCAAUCCAGUGUACGAACCCGAGCAGUGCUGUCCCAUAUGUAAAAACGGUCCGAACUGCUACGCCGGAACGACGAUAAUCCCAGCCGGCAUCGAGGUGAAGGUGGACGACUGCACCAUCUGCCGCUGCCACAGCGGAGACUGGUGGAAGCCUGCACAGUGCCUGCGGCGGGAGUGCCUCAACGGCCAGCCGUCAUCAUAG